Messenger RNA from Suillus plorans, 534 nucleotides. RefSeq lists its product as uncharacterized. The transcript has 11 exons. Bases 1 to 534 code for a protein of 177 amino acids. Lineage: Eukaryota; Fungi; Basidiomycota; Agaricomycetes; Boletales; Suillaceae. The record is from RefSeq and is a predicted model, not a curated record.
AUGCCACACUGGGUAGUGAAGUCAAUGAAAGCAUUGGACAUGUACUCACCACCUUUGUCGUCCCUCAGAGUCUUGAGUUUUCGCUCAGAAUCAAGUCGAUAUCAGCCUACUGAGAGACCAGAAGAGAUCAGACUAGAGUCCAGAUACCUAGAGUCCAGAACAAGCCACAAUCAAAGAGGAGGUCAGGAAGUCAUACUGCAGCUGCAAGUAGUUAAAGGCAGCGCUACAGUUAUAUCAAGGCCACUAUAUCAAUUAUGGUUAAUAACUGGUGCACUAUCAAAAAGGUUUGAUAGUGCGCCUGAGUUGUUGAUAGCUGGUGUGCCUUACAGGGACUGGUGCCUCCAACUUUGGGCUCUGGGGUUUUGGUGGUCUGCACUUGAUGUGCCUGUUAUGUUUUACAUUGCUUCAUUUACUGUAGAGUGCAAGGCUAGGAUGGAGAGGGCCCCUCCAUUCCUGUCUUGCAUUAUUUACCUUAGUCUUUUCUAUCUUGGUUUUUUCAACUCGGACUGCAUAUUCUGGACAUGCAACUUUUAA